Drosophila simulans is the source of this 1710-nucleotide messenger RNA. RefSeq names its product microfibril-associated glycoprotein 4. The transcript has 4 exons. Bases 591 to 1511 code for a protein of 306 amino acids. The record is from RefSeq and is a predicted model, not a curated record. Lineage: Eukaryota; Metazoa; Arthropoda; Insecta; Diptera; Drosophilidae.
AGAUUGACGCCUCGAUAAAGAUACCAAAUGGAUGUGGAGGCACCGAAGCCUGAAAUUCUCUAGUUUCUACAACUCAAAGCUGGGUUUAUAUAUUUCACAUUCCUAAUUGGCCUAAAAUAUGAGCUAAUGUUUACCGAAGAUACAAAUCCAUUGAGCGAUAAUUUAAUAUUUUAUAUAUUUUCAACAUUUACCCUUAUCCCAAUAAAACUAGUAAUAUUUAUUAUGCCCCUAUGGUUGAGGCCACAAUGGAAAAUUUCAAGCUCAAACAGCGCGUAAAGCAGCACAGUUUUAGCUUCACUGGGGCAACCCACUUGAAAACCAGGCUAUCCCACGUGAUCCGAGCAAAUCUUAAAUGUUGUGAAUGUGUUGCCUUUGUUUUUAUCACAUUUAUGGCUGUUUCCAAUUUAAAUUUCUUUAGCUUUAUUUCGAGCCACCUUUCAAAAUCGCAUUAAAUUCGCAGUAAGAGUUCCGUGAAUGGAAAUGGCUCCAAAUAAUUAUCAAGAAAUCAUAAUCAAGUUAUUUUAAAGGCAACUGAUAAGAAACGGCACAAAAACAAAGCCAACAAUUAUUUCCCCUUUGUGUGCAAUAAAAUGUUUAGAAAAGAGCCAAUCUCAUUAUAUUCUCAUCGAUUAGCUGACAAAAUCAUGUUCUCCGGCGUCCCAGUUUUUUCCGUUUGCAUUGCACUUAAUGUGAUGAUUCUUUGUCAUGCGGAGACGCUGAAUUUGUUUGGAAACUUGGAGGCUAUUUAUGAACAGGCAGAAAGUGCACUCUCAACUUUACAAGAAUCACUUUUGCAACUUGAAACCAAUGGCACUCUAAGCACAUCCCCUGAUGUGAUUUAUCCAACUUCCUGUCUGACUUCUGGGAAUCUUGAAAAGGGCUUGCACACCCUGAAAGUCCCAGGCUUGAGUCCCUUUCAAGUGUACUGCGAAAAUCAGUUGGCUGGACCCGGUUGGAUCGUCAUUCAAAAGAGGUUCAGUGGAAAUCUGAGCUUCUUUCGCAAUUGGAAGGAGUACAAGAGCGGAUUUGGCAAUCUAAUGGACGAGUACUUCCUAGGCCUCGAAAAGAUUCGUGCCUUGACUGCCCUGGAGCCGCAUGAGUUGUAUGUACACCUGGAGGAUUUCGAUGAUACAAUUAAGCAUGCGAAAUUCGAUGAAUUUGCCAUUGGAAACGAAGAUGACGACUACGCCAUGAAUACACUGGGAAAAUAUUCGGGCACUGCUGGAGAUUCCCUCCGCUCACACCGCAAAAUGAAGUUCUCCACAUAUGAUCGGGAUAACGACCGUGAGUUUAACAAGAACUGUGCAUUUUACUAUCUGGGAGGAUGGUGGUACAACGCAUGUCUGGACAGCAACCUUAAUGGUCAGUAUAUGCCGGGUGGGAAGUACGAGGAGAGCUUGUUCGCCAGAGGAAUGUGCUGGCGAUCUUGGCGUGGCCACAACUACGGCUACAGGGUAACCCAAAUGAUGAUAAGACCCAAGUGCCGAACGAUACCAGUGACUCAUCGGUGAAUUUUGGCAAGGCGGUUUCACGAAUAUUGUUAUUAUUAUUAGCUGUUCACUCCCUUUUGGUUUCAAUGGCUUCGAGAACGUGAAAACAAUUUGUUAUGUACUUGAUUAAUAUGCAAAGGCUGUUCCAUUGAAUCAUCGCAUUUUUGCCGAGCACAUUAAUCAGAAUCUCAAUUAGAACUGCGAAAUAUACUGUAAUUCA